AUGCCACAACUCAACCCGAACCCAUGAUUCCUUAUCAUACUAACAUCCUGAUUAACCUUUUCACUAAUUAUUCAACCAAAACUCCUACCUUUCACUCCUACCAACUCCCCUUCCAGCUCACCCACCAUAACCACCAAAACCACACCCUGAACCUGACCAUGAACCUAA
Messenger RNA from Balearica regulorum gibbericeps (East African grey crowned-crane), 168 nucleotides. Lineage: Eukaryota; Metazoa; Chordata; Aves; Gruiformes; Gruidae. The record is from the annotation of a RefSeq genome assembly.